AUAGAUAUGGCUAAACUUCUUGAUUGCAACAAGACUACCUUUCUUCCUCUUUUGUUCUGCUUCUUCAUCGUUGCAGCCUUCGGUGGGUAGCGUAGUGAGUUUUAUAUCUUUGUACGUAUUUCUCUAGCAGCCAUAUAAAACCCCACCCCACCCCUAUUCUUUCAGACACACAAGAAAAGCAAAUUGACAUGCUACUUAAAUAGUUUUCUGGGCAAAAUCAUCCUUCUUUUAUGGCAGGCUACUCUUUGUUAAUGGCUUCUCUUUCAUUGCAUCCAUUAGAAAAUGCUAACUCAUCCCUUCAUCAGUCAAUUGUCGAUAGCGAAUCCAUCGAAGGGAGGAUAUGUACAUGUGAAAAUCAAACGGAUCUGAAGACUUCACGGACCAAUACGAACCCAGCCACAAGAUUCUUUAUUUGUGGACAGCAGGAAAAUCGAAGUGGUGAGAUUUUGUGUUUUGGUCCAUCUAUGUGUGACUGGUCAAAGAAAGUGGCUCAUGGGCUGCUGAGGUUAAUGCGAGGAUUAGUCAAAGUUAACGAAUUACAACUACACGUGAAGGGCAUGGAAGCAGAGAUCCAGAGAUUAGAGGGACGGAUCAAGAUGUUAGAGGCCCAAAUGAGAAGAUUAGUGCUGCAGAGUAAGUUUUUUGAAGAAAAACUAAAGGUGAAGACCGGCUUGAAAACCUCAACAUACUUUUUUUGGAUUGGUCUUUUAGUAGCAUUGUUUAUAGCGUGGGUGUUUUGGUUUUAGUUAACAUCAAGUUUCAGAUGUUGUAAUUGUCCAAGUCGAGUCCUUGCCGAAUGAAUCUUCAUCUCUCUACUCUUUUCUUUCGUUUUUUCUUGCUGUUGCUGUUGGGUUAACUGACUUUUUUGUUAAA
Molecule: messenger RNA, 873 nt
Organism: Olea europaea var. sylvestris
Lineage: Eukaryota; Viridiplantae; Streptophyta; Magnoliopsida; Lamiales; Oleaceae
Exons: 3
Coding region: 231-746 (171 amino acids)
Source: RefSeq, a predicted model, not a curated record